Messenger RNA from Vicia faba (fava bean), 390 nucleotides. The record is from the annotation of a GenBank genome assembly. NCBI's taxonomy places the organism in Eukaryota, Viridiplantae, Streptophyta, Magnoliopsida, Fabales, Fabaceae.
AUGGCGAUUGCAUAUCUGAUUCUUUUGGAGGCAGAUUUGUUGAGAAUCCAAGAUUUGUUGAAUAAUGGAUUUAGUUGCGUAGAGACAUGCUAUGCAAAAAAUAGAGCAAAUAUAAGAGGUAGACCGGACACCUCUAAUUAUGGUACUGAAUCAGACGAUUAUCCCCUUGAAGAAAUAGAGGAGACGCCAGCGAGUCAAACUAUGGAAAGAGCGCUUCAAACAGACUUCUGUAAGGCUAAGGCAGCGGAUGGGUCUUGCGCACCUGUGGAAGGCUGCAGUAAGGGCAGCGCAGGUGAGCGCAUCAAACAUUUUCCAGCAACUUCGUUUUGGAUUCUAAUAGAUCAGUGCCAGACGAGACCAACAGUGGGUCAUGUGUCAGUCACCCUAUGA